Prunus armeniaca (apricot) is the source of this 1545-nucleotide messenger RNA. The record is from the annotation of a GenBank genome assembly. Lineage: Eukaryota; Viridiplantae; Streptophyta; Magnoliopsida; Rosales; Rosaceae.
AUGGUGGAUGCAUCACAGAUAUUGGUCAGUUGGUGUCUGCAUAAUGCUAGGCUAAGUGGAAAAAUAGUUAUCAUGGCAUGGGAAGCAGACGGGCAACUGAAUAAAUGUUCUGUUUCGAUUGUUGGGUUUGAGGAGGAAGUUCUGAGGUAUCCGAUGGCGUCUCGGAGCGGAUCAAAUUGGUGGAGUCUGAGGUUGCUUGGAAUGGUUUACCUUGUUUUAGCUUUAGUAUUUGUUUCAGCACAAGAAAUUUUGGAGCAGCAACCUUCAAGUCAGACUCUUGGGGAAGAGGUUGAAUCUAAUGACUUAAUCCGAGCGUCCAAUUUUCUUUCGCAUCCUGAUGGAGUGGUUUAUAAGCAUGUCUGGCCUGAAAUGAGGUUUGGCUGGAAAAUUGCUGUUGGAACGAUAAUUGGAUUCCUGGGGGCAGCAUUUGGGAGUGUAGGAGGUGUUGGUGGGGGUGGCUUUUUUGUUCCAAUGCUCACCUUGAUUAUUGGCUUUGAUCAGAAAUCAUCAACAGCAAUAUCAAAAUGUAUGAUCACAAGUGGAGCAGCUGCAACUGUCUUCUACAAUUUAAGGCUCAGGCAUCCGACACUCGAGUUGCCCCUCAUUGACUAUGAUCUUGCACUUCUGUUCCAACCAAUGUUGGUGCUGGGGAUCAGUAUAGGAGUUUCUUUGAAUGUUGUUCUUCCUGAAUGGAUGAUCACAAUCUUACUCAUUAUUGUUCUCUUAGGCACAUCAACUAAGUCGUUCUUCAGAGGCAUUGAGACGUGGAAGAAAGAAACCAUCACGAAAAAGAAUUUGCUGGAUGCUUCCAAAAGUUUGCAAUCAAAAGAUGCUGGCAGUGAAGACAUAACUAUCCCGGGAGGGGUUUCUAUUCUUCGCAAUGUUCGCUGGAGGCAACUUGGGGUCAUAGUUAUUGUCUGGAUCAUAAUACUUGCAUUGCAGAUUGCUAAGAAUUACGCGACGAAAUGUUCAGUGGUAUAUUGGAUAUUAAAUCUCUUACAGAUUCCGGUGACCGUGGGGAUAACUUCAUAUGAGGCAGUUAAGCUAUACAAGGGGAGCAUAAUAAUUGAAUCCAAGGGAGAAGGUGGUGCAAACUGGAGAGUGCACAAGCUUGUUUCUUAUUGCGUCCUUGGCAUAGUAGCUGGAAUACUUGGUGGGUUGCUUGGUCUUGGUGGAGGGUUUAUUAUGGGCCCAGUCUUUUUGGAGAUGGGAAUUCCUCCUCAGGUUUCAAGUGCCACAGCCACAUUUAUCAUGACAUUCUCUUCAUCCAUGUCUGUGGUAGAAUACUACCUCCUAAAACGGUUUCCAAUUCCAUAUGCUCUCUACUUCGCUGCUGUUGCUACCGUUUCCGCGAUCAUGGGGCAAUAUUUAGUAGGAAAGGUGAUCAAAGCAUUAGGAAGAGCAUCCUUGAUCAUCUUCAUUCUGGCUUUCACAAUAUUUGUGAGUGCAUUGACAUUAGGUGGGGUUGGCAUAGCAAACAUGGUGAAAAAGAUUGAGCACAAGGAAAACCUGGGGUUUGAGAAAAUGUGCACUCAGAAAUCCUAA